UGAUCGCACGGCCUGCAAAAAGUUUCAGCGUGCGACCAGGUCAGAAUGAGGGCCAGUAACCGUUUAUUAUAUUGAGCGAAGAAAAUGAAAUAAAAAAAAAAGUUGCCAACAAAAAAAAUCUCUGAUAGUUUCUGCCCUUCGAUAAAUACACCCCUCUCCUCCCGUCCCCCCAUAUCUCUCUCUCUCCUUUCUCCCAUGUUCUCCAGCCUUGUUUUCCCAUCUCCACCUUUCCUAACUGGCAGCUCCUGCUGUGUUCUCAGGACAUGCGAGUGGUGUCCUGGAAGGUGACACCUAACCCUGUAUCCUGCACACAUAUUCCACACAUCCCCCCUGUCUCAUUCCUCCCCUCACAUCACAUCCCUGGAGCAGGGGAGGCUGUGGAAGGAGGGGGGCCCAGGACCAGACGCUCCAUAUAAAUACAAGACCUUAAAUAGCAACCUCACACUACACAGACUACAGACAUGGAGGUUCCAGGAUGCCCCGUCCACUUCAUACUACUGCUGGUGGUCCUUGGCACAGUGGGGAGCCAACUCUCUAAGCAGGUCCAUGAGAAUGGAUCGGAGAUUGACCAGUUCCCUGCCGAUUGUGAAGACGUGUUUGACCUGGGAGGGGAGGUCAGUGGAGUAUAUGUCAUAUACCCAGCAGGAUCACACAGCGCUGUCCCAGUAUAUUGCGAUAUGACUAGUGAUGAUGAAAAAUGGACGGUUAUCCAGAAAAGGUUCAAUGGCACCCUCAGUUUCUUCCGCGGAUGGGUUGACUAUAAAUCAGGCUUCGGCAGAGCGGAUGGAGAGUACUGGUUCGGGUUGCACAACAUUUAUCAGCUGACUCUACGGAAAAAGUAUGAGCUGAGGGUCGAAUUGGGAGACUUCGAUAACAACAAGACUUACGCCAAGUACGCAGACUUCUCCCUCUCUCCCAAAGCCAUAAACCCAGAGGAGGACGGGUACACCUUGUAUGUGGAGGGAUUUUCCGAUGGCGGAGCAGGUGACGCCCUGUCCUAUCACAAUGGAAUGAAGUUCUCCACCUACGACAGUGAUCGUGAUCACUUCCCGCAGAACUGCGCCUCCCUCUUGGCCGGAGGCUUCUGGUACAGAGGGUGUCACCUGGCUAACUUGAACGGGCCAUACUUGGGUGGGGCCCACCUCUCUUACGGUGCUGGGGUCAUCUGGACGCAGUGGAGGGGUCCCUAUUACUCUCUGAAGACCACUGAAAUGAAGAUACGCCGCGUGUGAUUGCCCUCUUUUCAGACCUGUGACGUUAAUAGCCUAUAGAGCUACCACUUCUUCUCUCCCUCCGUUCCUGGUGCUCCCAAACACUGCCGUGCUUUCCGUAUCCAGAGCCUCACUGCCUCCCAUUGCUUAACCCUCUAUAUCCAUCCACGUGGCUCUUACCUGUAACCUGCACAGUGGCAAUUCGUGGAUCCUCUAGUGAUCCCUCUGCAUGACCCCACUUCGCCAGCCCCCAAUGUCCAACUGUUAUUUCUGUCACAUAAAGGUUUUUUAACCUUCCAGAAUUUGUACUAAAAUCUCCUUGUAAAGAAAUAAAUGAUACACAAAGCAUUACUACCACGCCAAAGCAAAAGUCAA
Messenger RNA from Pseudophryne corroboree (corroboree frog), 1586 nucleotides. Its product is annotated as microfibril-associated glycoprotein 4-like. Gene Ontology annotation, biological process: elastic fiber assembly. NCBI's taxonomy places the organism in Eukaryota, Metazoa, Chordata, Amphibia, Anura, Myobatrachidae. The coding region runs from base 462 to 1232 and encodes 256 amino acids. The record is from RefSeq and is a predicted model, not a curated record. The transcript has 6 exons.